Molecule: messenger RNA, 2013 nt
Organism: Spodoptera exigua (beet armyworm)
Lineage: Eukaryota; Metazoa; Arthropoda; Insecta; Lepidoptera; Noctuidae
Source: the annotation of a GenBank genome assembly
GUAAGGAAUAGCUAUGGAAGGAGAAAAAUAGAAAUUAAUAGAUAAUAAGUAAAUAUUAAUUAAGUACUGUAAAUACAUAACCAAAACAAAACAGAAUCAAACAUAAAACAGAGAAACACAUUUACGUUCAUCAUGUUCCGUGUUUAAAAACCGCGUUAACAAAUACUCUUUUAAAGCAAGAAAGCAUUCAGGUAUAACCAUGUAAUGAAAACAAAAUUAUGUUUGAACACACGAAACGGCACAACCUGCGUGACUGGUCUGCUAAAGAGUUGGUCUGCGCUCGCGCCGCACCGGCCGGCGGCCGCGCCCCCAUUCGUCGCGAUGGCGCUCCGCUCGCAACUCCUGCGCAACUGUCUCAAUGGCACCCACACUCGUCAGUUCCACGAGCUCCACAAGGAACGCGCAGGAGUCGCCAAACUGCGCGACGUGCUGGAGGAUCGGUUGCGGGAUAUAAAGCGCGCCAAAACAUGGAAACACGAGAGGAUUAUUACUUCUCCGCAAGAUACUAAGGUGAGAGUGCAAGGUGCUGAAGGAGAGUUCCUGAAUUUCUGCGCAAACAACUAUUUGGGACUUUCUAAUCAUCCGGAGGUGGUGGAGGCUGCCAGAGAAGGCUUGAAGAAGUACGGAGCCGGACUUAGCUCGGUCCGAUUUAUUUGCGGUACACAAUCUAUACACAAGGAACUAGAACAUCGUCUAGCCCAAUUCCACAAUCGCGAAGAUGCAAUCCUAUACGGGUCCUGUUUCGACGCGAACGCUGGUCUCUUCGAGUCCAUGCUUACCCCAGAAGACGCGGUCUUCUCAGACGCUCUUAACCACGCUUCCAUCAUCGAUGGAAUCAGACUCUGCAAGGCGCAGAAGUUCCGCUAUCCUCAUAGAGAUUUGAAAGAAUUGGAGCAUCUCCUAGCUCACAGUGAAGCAAGGAUCAAGCUGGUAGUGACAGACGGUGUGUUCUCAAUGGACGGUACCGUGGCACCACUGAAGGGUCUGCGUGACUUGGCAGACAAGUACCGCACCCUUCUAGCUGUAGACGACAGCCACGCCACUGGGUUCUUUGGAGAAACUGGACGGGGUACUGAAGAAUACCUCGGCAUAAUGGGGGCCGCGGACAUCAUCUGCUCGACUCUAGGCAAGGCAGUGAGUGGAGCCGCUGGUGGCUACACGACUGGGCCUAAGGAACUCAUCACUUUGUUGAGAAACGUGUCGAGGCCAUACCUGUUCUCCAAUGCGCCACCACCGCCCGUCGUCUGCGCGUCGAUUAAGUCUCUAGAUAUAGUUGAACAAAGCGGAGAGCUCCGUCAACGUCUCCGAGAGAACACGCGCGCCUUCCGCGAUGGUUUGAAGUCAGCUGGACUGACGGUGGCUGGAGACGACCACCCCAUCUGUCCCGUCAUGGUGGGCGACGCACCGCUGGCUGUCGAACUUGCUGCCAAUAUGCUUAAGCAUGGUAUCUACGUGGUAGCGUUCAGUUACCCGGUGGUGCCUAAGGGCGCGGCGCGCGUGCGCGUGCAGUUAAGCGCUGCGCACACGCAGGACGACGUGGCGCGCGCUGUGCAAGCAUUCGCUGACGUCGCUAAGGAGAUAGGCAUCAUCAAAGCGUAGUACUGCAUCGUCGUACAUCGAUCUCAGGGCUUGUCAUAUAGAAUUAUUAUUCAUAUGUGUUCUGUAAGUUUAUUCGUUUUAAAAAUUGAAUGAUACGUUACAAAGUUGAAACAAAAUCUGUUCGUGAUGUAGUAGGUAAUUGUGUUUGGAAUACCUCGUUCAUUGCCAUUAGUGGUAACUAGAAAUUUUACCAUCAACUUAACAAAGUUUAAGUACUUAUUAAGUUGAGGUAGUCCUUCAAUUUACUCCACUUUUGGAGCCUCAUCUCUCAUCGAUAUCUUUCUCGAAGAAAGAUAUAGAACAUAAUUAUCAAAUAAAUAUAUUUUUCUAAUUAUUUGCUCUAUUUUUUAAUUCAAUUAUUUUAAAAUAAUUUUUAAUGCAUUUAUUUUUAUUUGUUUGGCUAGAUGCCUUGAG